CCUUUCUUCAUUCACUGUCUGUCCUUCGGUCACUCCGUCCCACAGCCCCUCCUCUCAUUUCCCUCGCCGCCACCUCCUCCAACGGCUCUCCUGUCCGCCCACAUGCUUACACCGCCGCCGGAACCCUAACCCCCACAAUGCCGCGCCCCGCCACCUCGCUCCGCGCUCCGAGCCGCCGCCGGCGGCUUCUGGAAAACCCCAUCGCCCCCGCAUCCGUCAACUCCUCCUCUGCUACCAGCGGUUGCCGAGGCGGGUCCUGUACCCCGAAGCUGCGAUGGAGCGUCAGGGAGAGCCAGGAGGGCGUCAGCGAGCAGAAGGCGCCGAGGGCUUCGUCCGUGAGGCGGCUCGCGGCCGCGGUGUGGCGCCUGUGGCCGCCGGAGGAGGCGCCCGCCGCAGAGCACCAGGGAAAAUCUCGUGUCGGCCUCGAGUUUAUACCGAGACAUCUGCAAGUCCAGCUUCUCAGGAAGGAUCAUCUUGGUCACAAACAUGGUCUGAAGGUUGAGACUUCAAGCCCCAAUUCCGUUUUGGGGCAACACAGCGGAGAGCUCCACAAAGUUAAACUUCAUCUCGCCUCAGCUUUGAUGCCGAUCACUGGCUUGGAGAAUGCAACAAAGUGGAAGUCUGAGAGCGUAUGUGAUCGCCUCAGCUUUGGUGCCUAUGUGAUCGCCAACCAACUUGAUCUCAUUGAAAAACAGCAAGGGCAAACUCAUGCUAAUAUAAUCCAGAUGGAGCUCCAGCGUGCACAAGAUAGGGUGGGCAAGCUAGAAGCUGAGCGUGUUUCAGCUAAGAAGCAGCUUGACCGCUUGUUGGAGAAACUGAGGGAGGAGAAAGCAACCUGGCGAAGGAGAGAACACAAGAAGGCCCAAUCCAUUCUUGAGGAUAUGAAGGCAGACCUCGACCAUGAGAAGAAGAACCGGAGGCAACUAGAGAACAUUAACUUGAAGCUUGUUGAUGAGUUGAAGGAGGUCAAAUUGGCAGCCAAUAAUCUGUUGGAGGAGUAUGACAAGGAGAGGAAGACACGGGAAAUGGCCGAGGAGGUGUGCAACAAACUGGUGAGGGAGGUCGAGGAACAAAAAUCCGAUAUUGAAGUCUUGGAGCGGGACUUUGUGAAACGGCGGGAGGAGGUGGAUGAGGACAGAAAGUUGCUACAGAUGGCCGAGGUGUGGCGGGAAGAGCGGGUGCAGAUGAAACUUGUGGAUGCAAGGCUCACUCUGGAAGACAAAUACGGCGAGCUAAGCAAAUUGCAACAGGAUGUUGAGGCCUUUGUCGCCUCUUUGGGUUGUGCCAAGGGAGACAGCAGCAUUCUAGUACGAGAAGCAGAGAAAAUUAUAAGGGAAAUUAGCUUGGUGAGGGACCUGGAGGUUCAAUUCAAGUAUGAGCCGCCUGCAGCAUCGGAGGAAAUAUUAGCCAUAUUCAAGGAGCUCCGCCCGAGCCAAGAGCUCGGACGAUGCAAGGUGCAGAGGUCUUCACUAGAUGAAUUAGAAAUUCAACAAGCUAGCGGCCAAAUGGCUGACGUAUGCCUGGAGAACCUAACCAAUAGAAGCCCUUGCCAAGACAGUGAAAUAGAAGAUGAGAGCAGCUGGGAGACUACAAGCCACAAAGACUUUCAGGGUUCAAGCUUUUCACGGAACGGGAAUGGAAGCGAACCUUCAGUCAACAAUGUAUGUGACAGAAUUUCCUGGACGAGUGGAGACAAUUCGGAGGAGGUCUGGCAGAAUGACCUGAGCAAUAUCAAAGUUGUGGAGCACGAGAAGAAACAGUCGGCAAUAUCAAAGUUCUCGAGGCCUCGGGAAAACCAUGAAAUCCACCAGGUGGAUGUGGAGGUGGAUCUAAUAAACUCGUUGAACAGACGUAUGUAUUAUGACGCUGGCGAAGCUGCAGAUCGGGGUAUGGGACAGAGCUCCCCGAGCAUGGGACCAUGGAGCUCGCCGUCGCCGGACUCGAUGAACCGUGGCUUCAGAGGCUGCAUGGAGCUGGUCCAGAGGCACAGCCUGAAAGCAAAGCUUCUAGAAGCUCGGAUGGAGAGCCAGAAGAUCCAGCUCCGCCGCGUGCUCAACCAUACAACCUGAAGCUGCGAAGAACUCUUGUUACCUGCAAUUUAUAUAUCGAAUACGCACGAGUAUGCGUAUCAUAUAUUAAAGGAGGGGGAAAGCUCCCCAAUGUCACAUUUUACAUCAUAUGUACAAGCGGGCAAGCCGCAUCCACCUCGCAUAGUGUACUACACAGUCACCUGCAAUUUCAUUUAAUCUACGCCAUGAAAUAAGUCCAUCUCUUGUAA
Aegilops tauschii subsp. strangulata is the source of this 2278-nucleotide messenger RNA. RefSeq lists its product as uncharacterized. The record is from RefSeq and is a predicted model, not a curated record. Lineage: Eukaryota; Viridiplantae; Streptophyta; Magnoliopsida; Poales; Poaceae.